AUGAAAAUUGAUAUUUCAACAAUAAAUUAUUUCUUUCCAGCAGAUGGACACAGUGCCAAGGAGAAGACAAACCCAGGAGAGCAUCCAUUUUUAUGUUCAGAGUGUGGGAAAUGUUUCACAUCAGAAGCAGAUUUUAACAGACAUGAAAGACGUCACAGUGAAGUGUGUCCCUAUUCAUGUACAGAGUGUGGGAAAUCUUUCCAAAAGAGACCGCAGUAUACCAGACACAUGAGGAACCACACAAACGAGAGGCCCCACUCAUGCUCGGAGUGCGGACGGUGCUUUAAAUUGAAAAGCCACCUGAUGGCGCAUCUCAGACUUCACACAGGCGACACCCCUUUCUCGUGCGUACAUUGCGGAAAAGCUUUUACAUCCAGGUCGCGGCUUUUUAGACAUCAAAUGUAUCACAUUGGCGUGCGGCCGUAUUCGUGUUCAGAGUGCGGUAAGUCUUUCACCGAGAAGUUCAUGCUCGUCCAUCACAUGAGAGUUCACACUGGCGAGAGGCCUUAUUCAUGCCCGGAGUGCGGUCAGCGUUUUAAAGAUAAAAGCGUUCUGAAAGGACAUCUGAGGGUUCACACGAAAUGUUUUACGCGGAAAGAUAUCCUCACCAUACACCAGCGGAGUCACUUGGACAAAUUGCCAUACACAUGCGAAGAGUGCGGGAAAGGUUUUACAUGGAAGAGUACCUUCAUCAGCCACCAGAAAACCCAUACCGGUGAACAGCCAUUUUGCUGCCCAGAAUGCGGCAAACGGUUCAGCCAAAGAUCCUCUCUUUCGCAGCAUCUAAAGCUCCACUCGAAAUCGUUCGCAACGAAAUAUGAACUCGGUGUCCAUCGGAGAGGUCACACGGGCCAGGAGAUCUUUUCGUGCUCGGAGUGCAACAGAUGUUUUUUGCAGAAGGGACACCUUCUCAUCCACCAGAGGAGUCACACGGGCGAGCGACCUUAUACCUGCCCGGAGUGCAGAAAAUCCUUCUCAAGGAAAGGAAACCUCCUUACGCACCAGAGGAUCCACACGGGCGACCGCCCUUUUUCCUGCUCGGAGUGCGGGAAGUGUUUCCCUCAAAAAGGAUAUCUUAUCCAACACCAGAAAAGUCACGAGGGCGAUCGUCCUUUCUCCUGCCUGGAAUGCGUGAAGUACUUCAAAACCAAAUCCGAACUCCUCCUGCACCAGAGAGGUCACACCGGUGAGCAGAUCUUCUCCUGCCUAGAGUGUGAGAAGUCUUUCCUGAAGAAGUGGCAACUGGUCGAACACCAGCGGGUUCACACCGGUGAAAAGCCCUUUUCCUGUUCGGAGUGUGGGAGACAUUUCUCGCACAAGGCCAGCCUCAAAACUCAUCAGAAACUCCACACCGGCGAGAAGCCGUUUUCCUGUUCGGAGUGCGGGAAAUGUUUCCUACAGAAAGGACACUUAACUAAACAUUAUAAAACCCACGCCCGUUCGUGCCAGCUGAAAAAUGUUUCUUAG
Molecule: messenger RNA, 1467 nt
Organism: Staurois parvus
Lineage: Eukaryota; Metazoa; Chordata; Amphibia; Anura; Ranidae
Source: the annotation of a GenBank genome assembly